UCGCCGUAGCUGAUCCUUCCACUUCCGGUAGUGCUAACCAAGAAGGCGUGAUGGCGACGUCAAUGUUGUUGUCUUCAUUUUGCUGCUUUUUAGACACUUAACAUCUCUGUCAAGUCUUUCAACUUCACACUUUCUUCUCUGGGGAGGAACUAGCAAGGGCGGGAACUUGUUUCCUGGAGGAGGAGGAGGAAUCUUCUCAAAGCAAAGAGGAGAACGGACAACAUCACUUUUUGCCACAGAGCAGCGCUGCCAACAAUGGAGGACGUUGGCGAGACACAGCCAACCCCCAUUAAAGAGGAAGAGCAGGACCACAGCAUCAGUCGGGAGGACCCGGAAGGACCGGAGGACAAGCAGGUGAUCCGGGUCAUCGUGAAGAGUGAGGAGGACGCGGACCCUCCAAGCAGCAGCUGGACACCAGAAGCUGACGUAGACCACUUGGGGUCAGCUCCAGGAUCAGGUAGUGACCACACCACGGCACACUCCACUCGUCACAUGACCACGGAAACCGAUGUAGACCACUUGGAAUCAGCUUCAGGAUCAGGUAGUGACCACACCACUCGUCACAUGACCACGGAAACCGAUGUAGACCACAUGGGGUCAGCUCCAGGAUCAGGUAGUGACCACACCACCGCACACUCCACGCGUCACCUCGACAACACCCGAGUGAUGUGCUCCGAAUGCGACCGGGCUUUUUACGACAAGAAAACGCUGACGGUGCACAUGCGCACGCACACCGGAGAGAAACCGUUUGUCUGCGCCGUGUGCGGCAAGACGUUCGCCCAGAGGGGGAAUCUGAUCAAACACACCAGGACGCACACGGGAGAGAAACCCUUUUCCUGCCCGUUCUGCACCACCAGUUACAGCGACCGCUCGACUUUGGUGAAACACAUCCGGCGGCACACCGGCGAGAAACCGUUCGGCUGCUCGCACUGCCCGGAGAAGUUCUCCCGCAAGUCGAACCUGAUCACGCACACGAGGACGCACACCGGAGAAAAACCCUUUCGCUGCGCGGUCUGCAGCGCCGCCUUCGGCGACCGCUCCACGUUGAACAAGCACGCCAGGACGCACACGGGGGAGAAACCCUUCGGCUGCUCGGCGUGCGGGCAGAGGUUCUCGCAGAGGGAGCACCUGAGAAGACACGCCAGGACGCACACCGGGGAGAAACCCUUCCCCUGCGCCGUUUGCAGCAAAAGCUUUAGCGACCGCUCAACGUUUGUCCGCCACAUGGGGAGACACCCUGGGCAGGUGGUCUCAGCCGCUAACGUGGACCAAGGGCACUGAAGCCACGCGCACCGGGACUAUAGUUUUAUUUGCUGAUUCCAGACCGGGGACUAGAAAGGACCCUCAAACUGAUGGAGAAGAAGAACUUUUCUACCUUGUAUGAAAUUGUCUUUCUAAUUAAACUGUAAACUUAC
Nerophis lumbriciformis (worm pipefish) is the source of this 1415-nucleotide messenger RNA. RefSeq lists its product as uncharacterized. Gene Ontology annotation, cellular component: PcG protein complex; transcription regulator complex; chromatin. Lineage: Eukaryota; Metazoa; Chordata; Actinopteri; Syngnathiformes; Syngnathidae. Gene Ontology annotation, biological process: regulation of transcription by RNA polymerase II. Gene Ontology annotation, molecular function: DNA-binding transcription factor activity, RNA polymerase II-specific; RNA polymerase II cis-regulatory region sequence-specific DNA binding. The record is from RefSeq and is a predicted model, not a curated record.